GUAAUACAGAGCAGUACUGUAGGCGGAAAAGGAUGCUCACGAGGCUUAAAACUGCCGACGUCAUUUUCAAGCGUCACAUCUUUGUCAGUGCACAAAAUGGCAUCGUACUGCUUGACCGUCUCCCGGCUUCAGCUGAUCCUGGGCCAUGGAGUUCGCCGUCUUCAUGUGUCCGCGGCCCUCAGUGCCAAAGCCAAGGUGUCUAUGAGUCGUUUUGAGCCCAACUCCUACAUCAACUAUGAGAAACUCCAAUCCAAUGUCAAUAUUGUGCGCAAAAGGCUGAACAGGCCACUUACUCUUUCAGAGAAAAUCGUCUAUGGCCAUCUGGAUGACCCCGCAGGUCAGGAAAUUGUUCGGGGACGUACGUACCUGCGCCUGCGUCCGGACAGAGUGGCAAUGCAAGAUGCAACGGCACAGAUGGCCAUGCUGCAGUUCAUCAGCAGUGGGUUGCCCAAAGUGGCCGUACCAUCUACCAUCCAUUGUGAUCACCUUAUUGAGGCUCAGCUAGGAGGAGCCCAGGACUUGGAACGAGCGAAGGAAGUGAAUCAGGAAGUGUACAAUUUCCUUGCCAGUUCAGGGGCUAAAUAUGGUGUUGGUUUCUGGAAACCUGGCUCUGGAAUCAUUCAUCAGAUUAUUUUGGAAAAUUAUGCCUAUCCUGGAGUAAUGCUGAUUGGUACUGAUUCACACACACCUAAUGGCGGUGGAUUGGGCAGUAUCUGCAUUGGUGUGGGUGGAGCUGAUGCUGUUGAUGUCAUGGCAGGAAUUCCCUGGGAGCUUAAGUGUCCCAAAGUCAUCGGUGUGAAAUUGACAGGCAGUCUGUCAGGUUGGACCUCGCCAAAGGAUGUUAUCCUGAAAGUGGCUGGCAUCCUUACAGUAAAAGGUGGCACUGGUGCUAUUGUGGAGUAUCAUGGUCCUGGGGUGGAUUCCAUCUCUUGUACAGGAAUGGCUACUAUCUGUAAUAUGGGUGCUGAAAUUGGUGCCACUACCUCUGUCUUCCCAUACAAUCACCGUAUGAGGACAUACCUGGAGAAGACGGGCCGUGCAGAAAUUGCCAGCCUUGCUGAGGAGUACAAAGAUCUGCUUGUCCCUGACGCUGGCUGUGAAUAUGACCAACUGAUUGAACUCAACCUGAGUGAGCUGAAGCCACACAUCAAUGGUCCCUUCACCCCUGACUUGGCUCACCCAGUGUCUGACAUUGGUUCUGUGGCAGAGAAGAAUGACUGGCCUUUAGAGGUUAAAGUUGGUCUGAUUGGAAGCUGCACCAACUCAAGUUAUGAAGAUAUGGGUAGAGCUGCCUCUCUGGCCAAGCAAGCUCUAGACAAAGGGCUCAAGUGCAAGGCCCAGUUCACAGUCACCCCUGGCUCUGAGCAGAUCCGUGCUACCAUCGAGAGAGACGGUUAUGCUAAGAUAUUGAGUGAUGUUGGAGGAGUUGUCCUGGCCAAUGCUUGUGGACCAUGUAUUGGACAGUGGGACAGGAGAGAUGUUAAGAAAGGAGAGAAAAACACCAUAGUUACUUCAUUUAACAGGAACUUCACAGCCCGAAAUGAUGCCAAUCCAGCCACCCAUGCAUUUGUCACAUCUCCAGAGAUCGUUACUGCACUUGCAAUUGCUGGUACACUGAAAUUCAACCCUGAGGUUGACUACCUCACAGCUCCCAAUGGAGAGAAAUUUAAGCUGGAGCCCCCUACAGGAGAUGAGUUGCCUGCACGUGACUUUGACCCAGGUCAGGACACCUAUCAGCACCCCCCAGCUGAUGGCUCUGGACUCAGAGUGGAUGUCAGCCCACAGAGCAACCGCCUGCAGCUGCUUGAGCCCUUUGAUAAGUGGAAUGGCAAAGACCUGGAGGACUUGCAAGUGCUCAUAAAGGUAAAAGGUAAAUGUACCACUGACCACAUCAGUGCUGCUGGACCCUGGCUUAAAUUCCGUGGUCAUUUGGACAACAUCUCAAACAAUCUCCUCAUUGGAGCUGUGAACAUCGAAAAUGAUGCAGUGAAUAAGGUCCGCAAUCAGCUGUCCGGAGAUUUUGGUGCUGUACCCGAUGUUGCACGUGAUUACAAGAAAAGCGGUGUCUCCUGGGUUGUGGUGGGAGAUGAGAACUACGGUGAGGGAUCCAGCAGAGAACAUGCUGCUUUGGAGCCAAGACAUCUUGGGGGCAGGGCCAUCAUUGUCAAGAGCUUUGCCAGAAUUCAUGAAACCAACUUGAAGAAACAAGGCCUGCUCCCCCUUACAUUUGCUAACCCUGCUGAUUAUGACAAAAUCCGCCCAGAUGAUAAAAUAUCCAUCGUCGGCCUCCAGAAAUUCGCCCCUGGAAAGCCUCUGCAUGCUGUACUCAAGCACAAAGAUGGCAGCAAGGAAACUAUUGAGCUAAACCACACUUUCAACGAGACACAGAUCGAAUGGUUCCAGGCAGGCUCUGCCCUAAACAGGAUGAAGGAGCUGCAGUAAAAAAAGGACUGUUCCUGAAGAAAGCGCAAGGACCUACACAUACAGAAAAGUUAUGGCAUCAAAUAUUCAGCAGAUGGCUUUGUAAUUUGUCAAGGCAGGAAUUAAACACACCCCAAUCAUAGUUACAGCAUCCUA
Messenger RNA from Hemibagrus wyckioides, 2577 nucleotides. RefSeq names its product aconitase 2, mitochondrial (gene aco2). The transcript is spliced from 17 exons. Lineage: Eukaryota; Metazoa; Chordata; Actinopteri; Siluriformes; Bagridae. The record is from RefSeq and is a predicted model, not a curated record. Bases 97 to 2442 code for a protein of 781 amino acids. Gene Ontology annotation, molecular function: 4 iron, 4 sulfur cluster binding; aconitate hydratase activity. Gene Ontology annotation, biological process: tricarboxylic acid cycle. Gene Ontology annotation, cellular component: cytosol; mitochondrion.